Symbiodinium natans is the source of this 1605-nucleotide messenger RNA. The record is from the annotation of a GenBank genome assembly. Lineage: Eukaryota; Dinophyceae; Suessiales; Symbiodiniaceae.
AUGUCGUGCGAGCUUGCCUUCAGGACUGAAUCGGCCUCUAGUUCACGUGGGCUGGCCGCCAGCGUCAUGGAAACCGCAGCUGCAGCCGAGGCCACCGGAACUGCGUGCCUGGAGUCGGGGCUCAAAUGUUCACUGGGCGAAGCGCCCGCCGAGGAGUCGGGGCCGAAUGCCGCUGGUGUCCUCAAGGCUGCGAUGACCGUUUUCGCUUGGCCCGUCGUGCUCCACCUGCUCUUCAUCACGGCGCGGAAAUAUGACGGUUUGCUGCAGAACUUUUUUCUGAGGCUUUUGCUGUACGUGGGGUCUUCCAUCGUCCUGGUUCGGCUGCCUGCGGCCCCGGACGUGAAGAGCAUGAAGUUGGCUCUGACCCGUGGCAUCGCGCCCAUGAUCGAGCCCUUUGUUGCCGAAUCCUGGAUUGCUGGCAAGCUGGCCGGGUUCUUCUCAGGCUUGCUGUUGGGAUUCUCGCGUGCCUUCCUGGCCUUCUCGGCGGUGAACUUCGGCGCUCGGGUGCUGCCGAAAACCUGGAGUUUGGACUUGAGCAAGAGCGAUCCGUACCUGAUGAUCCUGGAUGACAACGGGGAUGGCAAUGUAACGGCCGAGGAGGUGUUCUCCUUUGUCUUCCGGGUCAGCCGGCGUGUCCUUGGUGCUGCCAUGACCUCGAUCAUCGGCUACCAGAUACUGAAGCUCAAGCGUCCACCCAGGACUCGGAUUUUAGCAGAGUCCCGCUGUUCCUUUUGGCCCUUGCGCUUCUGGUGCCGAAUGAUGUACGCCAUGCAGAACCCGCGCGAGGCAAAGUCCCGGCUGCUAGCGCGGCGGGUGCUGUUGGCGAGCCGUGUCACCGACGUGGUCGUGGUGAUCUGUGCCAUGAUUUGGCCCUGGAUGGACGUUAUCGGCCUGAGGCCACAAAUUGUUCUGGCUCUCGGUGGCGUUGGUGGGUUGGCUCUGGGCCUGGCAGCAAGGAACCUGGUGGGAAACCUCAUUGCAGGUUCGUUGAUUCAGUUGAACCGGCCGUUCGUCGAAGGCGACGAGAUAAGGCUGGGAAAUGAGAAGAUGGUCGGCAUGGUCGAGGAAAUUGGCCCCAUCAACACACAUCUCAAUAGCUUGGAUGGCAUGCUGGUCCACAUCCCAAACCAGAACCUCCUGCAAGACUUUGUGGUCAACAAGACCAUCAAGGACUUCAGACCCAUCAGGGAGCUGGUGCGAGUUACUUCCUCCGACAUGAGGAAGCUGCCCGAGCUGGUGGAGAGCCUUCAGAGCCUGCUCUUAUCACACGAGGACCUCCUCCAAGAAGAGGAGGUGCAGAGGCUCAAAGAUCUUCGAGGAGGCUGCGUGAAGGUCUACCCACCAUUCUGUGGCUUCGAAGGCUUCGACGAGGUGGGGGCCAAGAUUGCCAUCCGCGCCUACGCCAGGGGAUCCAUGUCAUCGCUCCCCUUUUGGCGGCUGAAGAGCCAGCUUCUCCUGCAAAUCAGUGAGUGCAUCCUCGACCAUGGCGCGCAACCGGCGUUCCUGAGUGCAGCGGAGAGUCCGACGAGCCGCGCAGAGCCUCAAAUGCUUUUGACCGAGGAUCCGUCUCGCCUCUCUGCAAUGCAGGCAUUGCAGGCUGCAUAA